UCCAACAUCGCUGCUGUCCUCAGUCUGACAGGAACACCAGGACUCUGCAGGACAUUUCAGGACUCUUCAGGACUCUACAGGAACAUGGACCCUAAGCGUCUCUCAUCAAGCUCUCAGCAGCCAGUCCUUUUCAGGAUAAAGAGGACAAAGAGAGAAUGGAGACCGCUGGAGGACCGGAGCUGCACAGACCUGCCCUGGUUCCUGCUCUUCACCGUCUUCUGCGUCGGCAUGGGCAGCAUCUGCGGCUUCACCAUAGUUACCGGUGGUGCCGCUCGCCUCAUCUUUGGAUAUGACAGCUAUGGCAACACCUGCGGUCAACGCAACGAGCAGAUUGAAGGCAUCCGGCUCAGUGGCCUCGACCAUACCGACAGGAAGUUUGUCUUCUUCCUGGAUCCCUGUAACAUCGACAUCGUUCAGAGGAAAAUCAAAUCCAUGGCUCUCUGUGUGUCUCUGUGUCCCACAGAGGAGCUGAAGACCUACCAGGACCUGAAGAGGUUCGCCAUGAUCAACGGGUCAGAGCUGUGCUCCUACGAGUUAGCUGGUCAUAAAUACCCCGGCCUACCUGAGAGGUUCUCCAAGUGUCCCAAGCUUCCUGUUCCACCCAGUAAACCGUUGCCAGUGUUUAACCGCUGUACUCCUCUGGAUGUUUCCUGUUACGCAAAGUUUGCGGAGGCUGUGGUGACGUUUGUUGGUGACAACAGUGUUUUGCACCGACUAAUUGCUGGUGUCGCAGCCAGUAAAGAGAUCAUCAUUGGACUGUGUGUUCUUGCUCUGGUCCUCUCUAUGAUCCUCAUGGUGAUCAUUCGUUAUAUCUCAGCCAUCCUUGUCUGGAUCCUCACCUCGCUGGUCGUCCUUGGAUCCCUUGCGGGGACCAGCGUCCUCUGGUGGCUCUACAUCGACCACCGGCUGUACGGAAACAACACCAACACUAAACUGACAAAGGAAGUGAAGGAGGAGGUGGAGAUCAGCAGAGACAGCGGGCAGGCGCUGCUCGUCUACGCCGUCGCUGCCACCAUCUUCACCAUCGUCCUGCUGCUGUUGAUGUUGUUCAUGAGGAAACGAGUUGCUCUGACCAUUGCUCUGUUCCACGUGGCGGGGAAAGUCUUCAUCCACCUCCCCCUACUCACCCUGCAGCCCUUCGUCACCUUCCUCGCCCUCCUGCUCUUCUGGAUCUACUGGAUCCUAGUCCUACUCUUCCUGGGAACCACCGGGAACCCGGUCCAGAACGAGGAGACAGGUCUGACGGAGUUCAGACUGACUGGGCCUCUGCAGUACCUGACCUGGUACCACGCUGUGGGUCUGGUCUGGAUCACUGAGUUCAUCCUGGCCUGCCAGCAAAUGACUGUAGCUGGAGCUGUGGUCACUUACUACUUCACCAGGGACAAGAACCGACUCCCAGUGACCCCUAUCCUGUCUUCAGUCCUGAGGCUGGUCCGCUAUCACCUGGGCACUGUCGCCAAAGGAUCCUUCAUCAUCACACUUGUCAAGAUCCCCCGACUCAUCCUCAUGUACAUCCACAACCAGCUCAAAGGAAAGGAGAAUGCGUGUGCUCGCUGUCUGCUGAAAACUUGUAUCUGCUGUCUGUGGUGUUUGGAGAAGUGCCUCAACUAUCUCAAUCAGAAUGCAUAUGCAGCCACAGCCAUCAACAGCACCAGUUUCUGCACAUCUGCACGCGACGCCUUUGUGAUCCUGGUGGAAAAUGCUCUGCGCGUCGCCACAAUCAACGCUGUGGGAGACUUCGUGCUCUUCCUAGGGAAGAUCCUGAUCGUGACAUCGACAGCAUUUGCUGGUGUCCUCCUCCUGAACUACCAGCGGGAUUACGCAGAGUGGCUGCUGCCUCUGAUCAUCGUGUGUCUCUUCGCCUUCCUGGUGGCUCACUGCUUCCUGUCCAUCUUUGAGAUCGUGGUGGACGUCCUCUUCCUCUGCUUUGCAAUUGACACCAAGUACAACGACGGUACUCCGGGGAAGGAGUUCUUCAUGGACAAAGCUCUGAUGGAGUUUGUGGAGAGCAGCCGGCGGUUGGAGCGAGCGGUAGAACGUGGGCGGAGCCGGGUGAAGGAGGUAGUGUCAGAGGGGGCGGAGAUGAAGCCCAUGGCUCCAGGGACGAGUUCAGCUUGACCAAAAUCAGCCAAUGGGACUUCUUAAAAAAAGAGACAUUCCAAAUGUUUAUUUUUACCAACGUGUAACAUGUUUACUAUGGUUUCACUCCAGGGAAAACAAUAUUUUAAUAAGAAACUGUAAAAACGUAACAAUGUAAUGAAGCACUUUAUAUUGAAGCGCUGCAGAUUUUAAACUGGCUGAUGCAUUUUUUCGUAGUGAUGUCCUUUUUUAUAAAACUAAAACAUCUCGUCUCACUCUGAACGCAUCGUCUCAGCUCACGCGUGAGUUCUAAACAGUUUCAGAAAAGCGAGUUUUUCCUCUUUUUUAUCAUUGUUUUUGUUCUGGAGACGAGCUACGGACACAAGACACCGACACAAACUCCUCACCUGGACUCCAUGUUGGAUCGGAAGCGCUGUGAUGUCAUCAGAGGGGUGGAGUCUGUUGAUAAGUGGAGCAGCAGCCAUAAAGCUCCAUAUCUGAUUGGUGGAUGAGAUCUGUGCAAUCACCUGGUGUCAGGUCAGAGUCAAAGGUUAGAUAAAUUCUGCUGCAGCUUCCUGCUUCAGUUGGUCAGCUGAUCAGGUUUCAUGUGUAUGUGAGAGAGUGAUGGGACGCACUGCAAGCAGAUCGAUCACUACAUUUGAUUGAUUAGUUUAUAUUAUAUCGAUUAGAUCAAACCGGAUACAGUUUGACUCAUGCAGAUGUCUCCAUUCAGUGGUCUGUUCACGUUAGGAUGAAUCUUUUGCUGAGUUGACGGUUCUGGUUUACAUUGUCAAACGCGUUUUGAGUGGAUGCUGCCACAGAUGUCACAGACUUAAGACUUAACUAGCGCUUGACUGGUGCUUGAAACCUGUUAGUACUUAGUGAGGAUUUAUGAAAAACAUUACAUGCAAAAUUAGUGAAAUUAUGAACAAAGAGAAUAUAGAGAGAAGUGCUGGUGUAAAAAUCUAAGUUCAUGUUCAAAAAUAAAAAUACAUUCUAUGAAACUACUUAAAUUAACAGAACAGAAAGUAUCACUCCAGUAUCGGAGCAUGGAUUGGUUUACAGAGUAAACGGCACGCUUUGGGCCACUAGCGGAUUAUUAAGCAGAGCUGAGAUCAUAGAAACAAAAUCCGGUGUCACUGGAAUAGGAAUCUGAUUGACUAUUGAUGGCUGAUGAGGGCCUCUUCAACAGUUCACAUUUCAAUGACGUGUUGCUCGCAGUGCGAUGCCUGUUUCAGACUCCAUGUUGGAUGUGUCAUCAUGUGAGCGGAGCCUCUGCUCACCACACAUUAGCAUAAAUGGGGCUCUACACAAACUGCUACAAUCUGCAGGGUGAGGAUCAUGUGACCAGGGGGAGCCAAGCUAGGACUAAUCUGCUAGCAUGUUUACGUCCAGCCUCCAGCUGUCCACUGCUGUUGGCAGAUUAUCUAUAACCCACACUUGAUGAUGUUUCUGUUUGAAAAAUGGAAACAUUUCAGCAUGACUGAAGUUAGCUGUUAAGCUUGUCCAGUUCAUUAUCUGGCAUUUCUACAGACAGAGUGGCUGAAAGUCAUUUGCUGGAUGACAGCUACACAGAAGCUGUCCUCCCAUCCAACUGAUCUUCUGACUUUUCAUCCAGUGCCAUCACGUUGUCAGUAUCUUAACGUGCAUAAGAAUUUAUUUUAUCACCGAACAGAUUGAAAAGCUAAUGAUAUUCCCAUCAGCUGCACAUUGUGUUUACUGCUAACUGGCUAAUGUUAGCAUGCUAACAUACUAUGGAUGCAAAACAUGGUAAACAUGAUACCUGCUAAACAUCAGCAUGUUAGUAGUGACAUUGUGGAUGUGUGAACUAGCCUUUAGACUACUUCUGUCUUUGUCAGUCACAUGGUCUCACC
This is a messenger RNA of Scatophagus argus, 3953 nucleotides long. RefSeq names its product solute carrier family 44 member 1b (gene slc44a1b). The coding region runs from base 85 to 2118 and encodes 677 amino acids. The record is from RefSeq and is a predicted model, not a curated record. Lineage: Eukaryota; Metazoa; Chordata; Actinopteri; Scatophagidae. Gene Ontology annotation, cellular component: membrane. Gene Ontology annotation, molecular function: transmembrane transporter activity. The transcript has 16 exons. Gene Ontology annotation, biological process: transmembrane transport.